UCUGUUGAAUACAUGAGAUUUGAUAUAUGAAUGUGCGUGUGACUUAUUUUGCGAAGAAGGCGGCAAAACAUCAAACAUCAAAGCAUUUCCACUAAACGUUCUUUAAUGUUCUUCCAUCGAAAUUAUGACGUCUACAUCGUUUAUCCUAUUAAUUGUGGUCGUCUUAACCACAUUGCAAGAAGACCAUCAAAUGGACAGCCUAGCAAGUGAAAUAAUUGUAAAACAAUCGAAUGUUCCUUUAACACCUAACAAUCAAGCUACAAUUAAAGGGUUUGAUGGGAAGGUGGCUAUGCUAACUAAAACUAAAACUGUGCGCAAUCUAAAUAGUCAAAAAGUGCCUUUUAUGUUAAACAGCAACACUAGUAACAAUAAUAUUGAAAUAAUGACAUCUUUAAAGCAAAAUCCAUACCAACAAAUACCAUCCAACACUUAUUCCUCCAACAAUAGCAAUCAACAAAAUGUUAUCCAUUUGAUAAAAAAUGUUGAUGAGAAACUACGACAAAUUCGCAGCAUAGAAAUGCGAGUAGCGACUUUGCAGGAAAUUUUCGAUUCUUUGCAUUUCGCGGGCCCAUCUUUCCAUCAUUUUAUUUUCAACAAGACUAACGCAUCAGCAAAAGUAAAUACAUCUAACUUGGAAUUCAAGGUUCAGCAAGAUUUACAAUUGUUCACAAAACGUUUAUCGCAAAAGCUAAAAAAAGCUUUACACGUACUUAGUGAGUUACGGGAAUUCUUCCAAACAAAUGUAACAAAAAUUAUUAAAUUUACGAACGAUUACGAUGAUGAUUUGGAUGAAGAAAUUGGGAAAUCUUCACAGUUGGAUGAUUUCAAACCCGAAUUCGAUUUAGGUUUAAACGAUAUUGAAGAAAAGCCUUUAAAUUUGCAUUUGAAAUCUUUGUAUUUGAAUACACAUAUCGAGACUUGUUACGAAUCUCGAUUGCCUCCAGAGAAUUACAAUAAACAUCAAAUACAAAUAUUGAACUACGAUAAGACUGAUAAAUUGCAUUUUAAUAAUUAUAUUGACGGCACCUCUCCCCUAGAAGUGAAUGCCUUCAUAAGGAAGAAAUUGCAUGGGUUAAAAAUGAUGAUUGUGAAGCCUGACAGUAUAGGAGAACAACUGAUGGUAGGCAAUCAUUUAAAACAUAUCUACUUUUUAUCUCGAAGUGAUGACGCAGAUAACAGUUUGCGAUCCUAUAACGAUUUGCAUUUUCGCUAUCUUUACACGGCAGCGAUAGAAAAUAAAUAUUUUUUUUUAUUAUUAGACGUAGGAUCAGGAAUGAGUACAGAACUAUGGGAAUUGGCAAAACAAUACGUAACUAAUAUCCUGCAUUUAUUAUCUUCAAAUGACUUAAUUUCUCUGGUUCUGGUGUCCGAUGAGGUGGAAAAUAUGUUAUUGUUAGAAGCUUCUGCUCAAGAUUCUGCCCACGGCUUAUAUAAAGCUACGCGAGAGCGUAAAGAAGAGAUUCUUAGUUUUAUCAAUAACUUAUCUCUAAGCAAAACUCUCACCAAUCAUUCUUUGGGUUUUGAAUUUGCCUUUAAAAUGUUGGCGCGACUUCAAAAUUUGAGUUUAAUCUCUUUACAAAGCCAGCCUAUCGAAUUUGUGUACAUAACCCGUGGAUUAUUAAACAACUUUUCCGAUGCUAAACACGUACUCGAAGUAGUUGCUAAAGGGCAAAAAGCUUUGCUGCAUCCAAUUAUAAUUAACGCUUGUGCUGUAGUUUUAGAUGAGAAACGUAUUAUGUAUGAAAAGCAAUUUCUUAGUGAUAUAGCGAACCAAAAUUAUUCCAAAUACGAUAUCAAAGUUAAUGAGUGGUUCAAAUCGAAUCUAUCGUUAGAUGGAAAGUUUUUUACUUUGACUAAAAGGCAAUCGGAAAAGAUAUCAAAAGUAGCCACUGGCGUAUUCGCAAAAGAUUUUCGUGAACCGUUUCUAGCGAAAUCUCGGCAAGUACACACACCAAUAUAUGAUAAAAAAUGCAAAGAUUCUUUGGUUUCCAUAACUCAUACCGUACCCCCUUUUGGUAUUGUGGGCGUUGAUCUUUAUCUCUCCGAUUUAACGGAGGACGUUUUAAGUUAUCAACAGCAACAGAAUCAGCAAAAUGAAUAUGUUUACGCUUUCCUUUUGGAAACGAACGGUAAUGCUUUAGUUCAUCCUGCCUUAGCACAACCGAAUGCACAAAAUCAAGCCCCAUUUCCUGUUGACAUUGGAUAUUUAGAAAAUUCCACUGAUUUUUUCAAAAUCAGACAACGUCUAUUACAAGAAGAAAGUGGCCAAGCCAUUACCUCAUUGCAUUUAGCAAAGAAUCAAAAAUCUUUGGAAAUGCUAAGAAUUUAUCUUUGGCAAAAUGUAGAGAAUAUAUAUAUAUUGUGCACGGUAAUAACGCGUAAGGCAAAGACGACCAUAACCUCAGAAAAUCAUAAGGAUAUUAACUAUAAUCCUGUCCUACAAAUACCAGCUUCUUUGCCAUUAACUUUGAAACAAUUUAGCAAGCACGCAAAUUUACCUUUAUAUUCAGUGCCAAGAAAUGACCUUGAGGAGCAGAUAACCGCAAUGAACUUAAUAUAUCACCGUUUAGAUUUGUUACCUUUACGAGGAUCAAUUAGCCUAUGCAGAUAUUUUCGACAAUUAGCUACCAUGGAUGGCGCAACUUUAUUCCUAAGCUCGAUCGCUUUUGAGUCACCCUUCACUUUUCUCUACAACAAUCGCAUGAGUUCUGCCCAAAAUCAAAUGCGUACUGUGGAAAGCAUUAUGGCUUAUCUCAAAGAUAUUACAAGAUUACUGGCUAAUCCUGGCCUUAAGCCGCAAAUACGUCAAGAAGUAAAUCUAUUACAUCAAGCAAUGCAAUAUUUAAAGAAAAGACAUCAGGACAGUAGAGGUUCUUUGCGUCAAUAUAUUAUAAGACGCUACAUAGCUUCCGUUAAUGGUGUUUUGCAAAUUUAUCCCGGAUGUUUGUUAAAUCACAACUUUGAUCCUUCUAGGCGUCCGUGGUUUCGCAAAGCUAUGCAACAUCCUGGCACAAUAGUAGCCACUCAACCAUAUUUAGAUGCAGCAGGUUCUGGUUAUAUUGUAACAAUAGCUCAUACGAUUUUUGAGGGCAAAUCGAAUGCAUUGCAUUCCCUUGAACGUGACAAACCCGUGGCUAUAGUAGCCCUAGAUAUGACUUAUUCCUAUUUCUAUAAAAUGAUAAUGGAUUCAACGCCUUUGUGUCAACUGCCUAAUAUAAAAUGUUUACUUUUUGAAAAUGAAGGUUAUCUAAUCGCCCAUCCUUCUAUGUUGGAGCCUAGAACUCGUAUCCGAAAUCAUAGACGUCCUUAUGAGCAUAUAACACACAAAGAAUCUUAUCUUGCCAAUGAUAUUUUAAAUCAUAAAAUCUUGGUACAUAAGCUGGCCUGCGCUAAUUACCAAAAUCAUACCUUACAACGGUAUUAUGUGUUCAAUACGUCGUUGAACGAGAUACUUACAAAUGUAGUUCAUGGGGAACGCACCAAAUACGCCGUCACUUUGCUGAGGGGAACAAAUAUAUUUGCUGCCGUUUUGAACUCCACUUGUGAUGGAGGAGCUUUUUGUCCUUGCAGCACUAUUGAUCGCGUUUGUUUGAAUUGCAAGCGUAUGGAUCAAAUGGAUUGUGAGUGUCCUUGCGAAUGUCCUAUGGCUACUAUAACAGAAAAUGACGACAAUGGGGAUAAUGAGUUAUGGCCAAACUCAAUGUUCUUAAAUAUAUCUCAGCAAUUCAUGUACUGUGAGCCACCCAACGAAGAGUUUUAUCCGAUUCCAGAAGGAUUUAGUGGUAGUCAUCAAUACUUGCUAUUACCGCCUUGCCUAAAUAUCAAUUGCGAUGUGUUCGGCAAUCAAAAGGAUUGUUUGGCGGUUAUGGGUUGUGAAUGGUGCCAACAAGAUAUGGAAGGCGAUGAAUUUCCAACCGCUUUUUGCAGCACUCAAACUGCUUGCUUUAACGGUGUUUUAGCUGGCACGUCGCCAUAUGGUGAUUUAGAUGAUGUCGAUUUAAUGGCUGCCCACGGUUAUAGCCCCGAUCAGAAGUAUAAUUCUUACUCAGCUUUCGGGCCUAUAGGGGGUGCCAUUGUCGUUUUGAGUUUAGUUAUAGGCUUAGCCGUUUAUUGUUAUCGCCAAAAUAUAGACAGUUCUUCACAAGAACAAUUCUAUGUAGAUUCAAUGCAAGAAGAGAAUUACGGAUUACCAUUAUCACGUUUCAAUUUUGAUGACUGUCAGGCUCACGACGAGUCUUCAGGAGGUGGUGGUGGCGGAGGGACUGCCGGAGGAGGAGGAUACGAUCAAGCAAAUGUGCAAAGAAAUCUUUUAAAUGCCGCCGAUAUAUCGCCAUACCACAUGAGUACGGGGAGCAGUUACAGGCGACCGCCUAACGGUGAAUCAGAUCAUGGUUAUUCCACAAUGACUCCUCAUGAAGAUUCCUCGGAUCAUCAAUGUUUCACUUUAGCUGAGCCCUUACUGCUUAACGAUAAGAGGUAUAGCAAAUCGGAUACAAUGUCAAUAUCAACUUCUAUAUCUUCGCCUACUAGUAGACAACAGCAACAGCAGCAACAAAUUCAUUCCAAUAGCGUGGGAUUGCCUAAUAAAGGCUCUAAACAUAAUUUAACUUCACCUAAAAAAUAUCAUUCACCCGCCCGUGCGUAUGAACAGAUGGAUGAUCAUGAUGAUUUAGCUCAUGUCCCAGGGGCUACACAUCUUAUUUUGGCUCCGGUGACCGUACACAGGCAUAUGGAAACUUUCGAAUCAUAGCCAAGCGCUUAACAAUUUUUGCAGAGCAUAAGCAAAAAGGCAAAUCAAAAUGCUUCUUUGUUGUAUAAUAUACAUCAACUAUUUCACUGCUUAUAAGAGUGAAAUAUAAAUAUCGAAUAUAUUCGUAAUGUUUCAUGUUUGCCAGCAUUUUUAAUAUUUAAGUUAUAAUUGUUCAACUAAUACAGACACAAACGAAAUGAUUUUGUUAACUCUCUCUCUCCCGCCCGCUAUAUAUGUACGUAUAUGUAUAGCAUUGCCAUUUCCAUCUUGCUUAGUUAAAACUAUAUUAAGUCAAGAGAUAAAGUACUUCCUUUAUU
Messenger RNA from Glossina fuscipes, 5067 nucleotides. RefSeq names its product VWFA and cache domain-containing protein CG16868. The coding region runs from base 125 to 4750 and encodes 1541 amino acids. The record is from RefSeq and is a predicted model, not a curated record. The transcript is spliced from 7 exons. NCBI's taxonomy places the organism in Eukaryota, Metazoa, Arthropoda, Insecta, Diptera, Glossinidae. Gene Ontology annotation, molecular function: voltage-gated calcium channel activity. Gene Ontology annotation, cellular component: voltage-gated calcium channel complex.